Molecule: messenger RNA, 960 nt
Organism: Cariama cristata (Red-legged seriema)
Lineage: Eukaryota; Metazoa; Chordata; Aves; Cariamiformes; Cariamidae
Gene: SRR
Product: serine racemase
Exons: 6
Biological process (GO): D-serine biosynthetic process; L-serine metabolic process; pyruvate biosynthetic process
Molecular function (GO): magnesium ion binding; threonine racemase activity; ATP binding
Source: RefSeq, a predicted model, not a curated record
UGGCACAGAGACCGCUGCCCUCGCCUUCCAGAUCCGCGGGGCCCUGAACGCAGUCCGGAGCCUCGUUGAGGAAAGCCGUGCUGGAGGGGAGCUGCCCCGGGCUGUCGUGACGCACAGCAGUGGGAAUCACGGGCAGGCGCUCGCCUGUGCUGCCCAGGUGGAAGGGAUUCCUGCCUACAUCGUGGUGCCCCGGACAGCCCCACACUGUAAGCAAGCCGCCAUCCGCACCUACGGUGCCACGCUGGUGCCAUGUGAGCCCAGCGACAAGUCCAGAGCAGAGACAGCAUCUCGUGUAGUCCAGGAGACAGGAGGAGUCAUGGUGCACCCCAACCAGGAGCCAGCGGUGAUAGCGGGGCAAGGCACAAUUGCCCUGGAGGUGCUGGACCAGGCACCCGAGGUAAACGCAGUGGUGGUUCCUGUCGGAGGCGGAGGAAUGAUUGCAGGAAUAGCAGUUGCCAUCAAGGCUUUGAGACCAGAUGUGAAGGUGUUUGCUGCUGAGCCACGCAACGCAGAUGACUGUUACCAGUCCAAGCUAAGAGGGGAACUGACCCCCAACCUUCACCCACCAGAUACCAUCGCAGAUGCAGUUAAAACCAGCAUCGGACCAAACACAUGGCCCAUCAUCAGGGACUUGGUUGAUGACGUCCUGACUGUCUCAGAGGAAGAAAUCAAGCGAGCCACACGGCUGGUGUGGGAAAGGAUGAAGCUGCUGAUUGAGCCAACAGCGGGUGUGGGAGUGGCGGCCGUGCUCUCGGAGAAGUUCCAGGCAGUCCCCCGGGAUGUGGAGAACGUUUGCAUCGUGCUGUGCGGGGGAAAUGUGGACCUGAGCUCCCUGACCUGGCUCGCAGACCUCCCUGGGAAAGCGGAAUGAGAACGGAACGGUGUCUCAAGCAAUAGAAAUCUCACUCUGAAUUUGUACAGUCUGGUUUGUUGCUACUAAAACCAGAGGAACAACCCCAA